Paramuricea clavata is the source of this 4790-nucleotide messenger RNA. Lineage: Eukaryota; Metazoa; Cnidaria; Anthozoa; Malacalcyonacea; Plexauridae. The record is from the annotation of a GenBank genome assembly.
AUGGCUAAUCGCAAGAGAAUGCUGGAAAGGUUUCCAUUUGGGGAAUGGUCUCGUCAAGUGAAGAGCAAACGAGAGAUUCUUGUGCAAUCAAACCAGUCUAUUCAAAAUAUUCAAAGUGAAAUUGAUAAUGUCGGUCAUACCUAUGAAAAGCUGAAAGACGACAAGGCUAUACUGGAAAGCAAAGUUAGUGAGUUGAAAAGAAAGGUAAUUUAUAAAAUAUGGCUUUAAAAUUAGGAGUUCAUGUUGAUUAAUUAAUGCAUUGGUAUUUUUGUGUGCUUUGCUCAUGUAUACUUGAAAUAUAGAAUUUCAGCAUAUUAUUUUAAGUAACUCUGACUCUAGGAUGAGAACUCGGGACUGCAUACAGCCAUGCACAGUGUGGUUAGUGAAUAGGAUGCAGAGGGUCAAAUAUUAGUUAACGAGCAAAAUUACCUGGUGUUAAACUGGGUAAAAUAAAUAGGUAAGAGGCACUGGGGCACAUUGCGUCUUAAUGGGUUAAAUAUGAAGCGAUUUUGUCUCCUGCUUACCAGAACACAUGUAUAAUUUAUUUCAAUUUGCAGCGAGGUUUGCUUGAGAAUGAGAAAGUACACAUGCCAAAAUGAAGGAGUGCAGAUGCAAUCCCAACCAAACUAGAUGAGAACAACAGCGAUAAAGUAAUUGGCAUCUCCCAUAAUCUUGCACGCAAGCGAAGGAAACUGACAUACGCUGCAGUGCAAAAUAUCCAUGCAACUGCAAAGGAUACUAAUGAAGAAGCAAAAACAGCAACUAAAUGUGGACUAUGGCACACUCUAGUUACAAGUGUUCCUAGCAAAGACAUUACUGAAUUGUGUAAAAAGUCUAGCACAUUUGGUAAGAAUGUAAUACCAACAAUAGUUAAGUCGGCAGUUACGAGCUUCGAAAAGUCUCCAAAAAAUUUAAUCAAUUGGGAUAAUUGAUAUAAUUCAUAUAAUGAAUUUAGUUUGCUUGUUGGCACAUUUAAAGAGGCUUUUCCUUCUAACAAGUUGCAGUUUAGGUCACCUAAGAUGUACAGUUCUUUAUUUUCAUCAUCAAUUUGUUUAAUAAAUUUUUCCAAAUGGUCAAAAAAUUCUGUUGAUGCAUUUGGUGGUCGGUAAAUUGUAGAGACAAGAAAUGGUUUACUUUGUGGUUUAGUUAUUUCCAAGCAAACAGCCUCCAAUUCAGGGGGGAUGAGAUCUGAUCUGAUUUUAUAAUUGAUGGAAUUACGCAAGUAUAUACAAACUCCACCUCCAUUUCGGGAUCUAUCUUUUCUAACAACUUCAUAACCAUUUAAAUGAAUGAGACCGUCAGAAAUACUCUGGUCUAGUCGUGUCUCAUUAAAUGCAAUUAAAUCAAUGUUUUUACUACCCAUUGAAUGACGAAUCUCAUCUAUUUUACUGGGUAAAGUGACAAUUUUAAUAAGGCCAUCUUAAAACCUCUUUCAUUGGGAAUGCAGUUAAAAGUUGAUGAAAAACUGCUACUCACAUUUUUGUUUGAAGGAUUGGUAGACUCUAAAUUUCUUAUUUAUCAGAUGACUGUCUAAUAUUUGAGUCUCUGACUUACAUAUUGUAGAUAUGUUAUCCAGUCUCUCUUGCGACGACUGUAGUGAAGUUUGUGAAAAAAAACAUCUGAAGUAUUAACUGACCCAUUGUCAGUUCCCACUUGAUUUGACUUUAGAUAACUACAGAAUACACGUCCUAAUGCCCUAUCACCAUUUUGGUUUAGGUGUAGGUUUGAACGAUUCAGUAGGGAUUUAUCUAUAUGAUCGUUAUUUAGGUAUGUUAUAUUAUGUUGGGAGCAUAAAUCAGUCCGUAAAUUGUUAAAAAGGGUUAUGCUACUUGGUGCAACAUGGCCAUCAUACCUUCUUAUCACACUUGACACUGCUACAUUUCUUGCCUUGUUUUUGCUUCUGUAAUGAGGACAUCCAUCUUUGUCGCAACCAUUUCAGCAUCUUCAUGGACAAGAUCAUUUGUGCCCACAUGAUGGAUAAUUGUCUCAAAUUGAUCUUUCUCCAAGCUAUUUUUUAUCUUGUUCUUGAUCUCAUCUACUUUUGCCCCACUGUAUGAGUUGACAACUGAUUGGCCACCUGCAGUUCUCUGUAUCUUUUGUUGAUUGAUAUGUUUGACCAUCAAGUCACCAAUUACCAGAGAUAUUUUCAUUCCUUUGUCAGGCUUUGCUUUAUUGGGUUCAUGUUUUUUGGAUGCUGGCUUUGCUGUGAUAUUGGAUUUGUUGACUUUUGAUUGUUCUGGACCCUUUGCUCUCUUUUUUUGGACACAGUUAAACUUAGACUGUUCCUUUGAGCGAUAUUCAAGGAUUUGGUCGUGGAGGCUUGUUGACUGGAGGUUUGUUGACUCUGACGCUGACGAAUCAUUUUCAUUUUCGAGGAUUUCAAAUUGAUUAUCCACUUGAAUAUUUGUAUCACUAGUUGGUCGGUUUUCUUUCGUAGACUUUGAUUUUCUUUCUUGGUUGACCCACUCUGUUUGCUUCAUAUCUAGAAUUUUUUAUAGUGUUGUUUUUGUGUGUCAGUUCUGUCAUUGUUGCUACGAGUGAUUCAAUCUCCAUCGCCAUUUUGUUUUUGUCAUCAGCUAAUGAUUGAAUUUUCAUAUCUGAUUCUACCAUUCGCAUUUUGGUGUUUUGGCAUUCUUCUUUGUAUUUAUUUUUAAGCUCAGAUAUCAUGUCCAUUAUCUUUGAGAUUUCAUCAGAGUAGGACUUACAGUUCUGACAUUCUGACGGUUUUCAUUCAGUCUCGCCGAUGCCAUCUUGGACCAUGUGCUUGUUUGGUGUUUGCUCAUUUUCAUGAUUUGCGCUGGCUAUAUGGCUCGCAUAGCUCUUUAAUGUUUCCAACAGUUGAUUUUCAUCAUUAUCUUGUAAGACAAUUAUUUUUUUGUCAGUUGAUCCAAGCCAUUUUAAGCAGAAUUUAGGAUUGCUGAAAUGUAUUGAUUUGCCACGAAGUGUCGAACAUCGUCCUUUCAGCUGUAAAUUUAUUUCUAUAAAUUGUUUCAAUGAUUGUAAAUCACCUUCCCACAGUAAAUCGUUGGCUUGUAGACAUAAUAAGUUAGAUUUUAUGAUAAAUAGCACUGUUUAUUUUUUGGGGUUUUGAAGAAGAUGCAGAGCACGCACGUGUUUUUAUGAACAUCCGCCAUAAAUGCAAUAAAGCUUGGAUUUGUUCAUUUAUAAGUGCCCUUCUUAUUUAUCUGAGUCAGUUUACUUAUGAUCGAUGUAGCCACCAAUACGAGCAAGUGGGCCAUGUUCUGCUGAAUUUACAGUCGAUUUCAGUCACUUUUCAAAGCACAAUUCCCACGUUUGUUUUUAAUAUUCCUAAUUACCUUACCACAUUUGGAAUAUUGCGUGAGAACUUGCAAAGCCAAAUUUGCAUGUUGGUGAAUUAAGUACUGAAGUACCCAACUAAAGUACGGAAGUACUGAACAAAAGUACUGAAGUACUGAACUAAGUACUGAAUUGAAAUACCAAAGUACCGAGUUGCAUAAGCAGAUAUAUGGGUGACGAAUUAGACGAGUUCCUUCUAAGUUUUAGGGAUAAAAUAGGAUCCAAAAGUUACCAAAAGAUAGCCACGAUUCUUCGAGAAAAUGAUUUUAUGUCUACAUUAGCAUUAAAAUUGUUAGAUAGCGAAAAUCUUGAAGAAAUACUUAAAGGAUCGGAGUUGCCACUUGGGGCAAGGAAAAUAUUGGACUACCAUCUUGACUUGAUAAAAAAAAAUCUCCGUUGAAUAGAAAGGCUUCUAAAUCAAUCUGCAAUAAAAACGUAACCUCACCAGACGAGGCAUGUAGUGACAAUAAGACUACCCAUGGCGUUGCUACUGAAACCUUGAAGCAGAAUUCCACUGUGGUAUGUACAAAUAUAAAUAUGGUUAUAUGGUUUAUGCUGCAAUAAAAUUAUAUAAUGUAAAACAUUUCAGUUUGAUAUUAUACUAACACCGCAUUUGCCGUUACCUAGAGUAAGAUUACGGAAUAUCCAACGACAGCAAAGCGGCCAUUGCAAAAUCGUCAAAGAAAUGUCGAAGAGCAAAUUCGUGCAAAUCGACAAGAGUUGCAGGUGAUGCAAGUCCUUUUGGAAUCAAUGAACAUAAACGUAACGGAAUUACCUGAGAUUGGAAGGUAUAAAGUCGUCUGUGGUAAUUGUCAUCACCGAUGACACAGAAAUCAACAAACUAAACCAUGUAUCAUGGAAAGAUGCUCGUCAUUUACGUACUGCGGCAUUAAGGAUAAACAUCCGGAAUAUACUUCUAAAAUGAAUCGAAUGAAGUGCGCCAUAAAAAAAAGAGCGACGCUAUUAAACAACUUGAAGAAGAAUUGGAAGGCAUUAAUAAUUUCCAAAGCCAGAGUGAGCACCAGUUUAUACAAGCUUUUACCCCAAGAAUGAUGAAAGUUAAUCCUGAAUAUAAAACGAACCAACCAAAACUUCUUCAUGAUAUUAGAAUAUUGCAUAAGUUUUUUGGUGGUAAAAUUCCCGAAGAAACUACAAAUGAUCCCGAACAGCUUAGAAUUACAAUUGCCAAGUGUAAACAUACGUUACAAGAUAAAGUUGGCGAUGUAGGAGUACUCGGCAUCGUAGCACACGAACGAAGACAACAAAGUCAAUCAAGCGGACACACAGCGAAAUUCAAUGUGAACAUGAAUUUGUCGCCUGUCAAAAACAACGGUAAAGUCUUGACACAAAAACAAAAUAUGAACACAGAUUUCAUCGAAACAAAAACCAUGAAUAAUGAACAAAAUACGAGGCAAAAGCAUUCCCGAGCUAAUAAAGGGAAGAAAAAGCGUAAACGUAAACAUUGGAAUUAA